Messenger RNA from Lachancea mirantina, 552 nucleotides. The record is from the annotation of a GenBank genome assembly. Lineage: Eukaryota; Fungi; Ascomycota; Saccharomycetes; Saccharomycetales; Saccharomycetaceae.
AUGCCAGAAAAUACUCUACAAGCACCUCGCCCUUCAAGAAGUGGAGAUUUUACAGAUCUUGAAGACCCUCCAAAAUACAGACAGACGCCUGAUGUUGGCGAUUUCAGUGUUUCCGGUCGUAACAGGGGGAAGCAAGAACCUCAGACUGGAUCCUACGACGAUGCAUCCCGGUCGCAAUACAGUUGGUCAUCUAAACCUGGUAAACGGCAGAAGGAAAAUUUGCUGAGAGAUGAUGCCCCGGAUUUUGUUUCGCGAGAAUCUAAACAUUAUCUUCAGCAAGGUUCUUUGGAUCUUAAGCCAAGGUCUGCGCAUGAGGACUCUGAUGACGUGGUACAUUUGACUCGAGACUAUGCUGAGAUGUCCGGAGCGCCAGUAAACAAUGAAGACAGUGAUGACGCCACAUGUGGAAUUUGUUUUAACAGAAACGGAGAAAAAGUAUGUGAACCGGUAACGACUAAUGAGAAACCCGCUAUUGUGAGGAGGUCCUCGUCGAUUUACGAAGAUUACAAAAAAGACUGUUACAACAAAUUGCAUUUGUUUAACAAGAAGUGA